AUGUGCACAUCACAUGACAUCUCUUCGGAUAGUUUGCCAUCAUCCUUUGCACCCUCCCCAGUACCACUACCACAAACAAAUGCAAACGAUACUGAAUUACAAUUGAUAAAUGAUGAAGGCAAUUUACCAUCAUUACCAUCAUCGAUUUCACCUCCUCAAGCACCAGCACCAGCACCAAUAGUCAUGACUGAAGAAGAAUUAGUGAUUGAUACUAGUGAAAUAGAAAAAAUGGCUUUUCAAAAACAAGAAAUCGAAAAAACCAUAAAAGAAAAAGAAGCACUUGAAGAAAAAGAAAAACAAAUUGAUACUUUUUUUAUGGAUAAAUAUUUUUAA
This is a messenger RNA of Rotaria socialis, 333 nucleotides long. The record is from the annotation of a GenBank genome assembly. NCBI's taxonomy places the organism in Eukaryota, Metazoa, Rotifera, Eurotatoria, Philodinida, Philodinidae.